UUGUCUUGAAGUUCCUGAGAGCCAAGGACCUUUAGUCAAGACAAAUUGACAACUAGAGUAGUUGUCUUGAAGUUCCUGAGAGCCAAGGACCUUUAGUCAAGACAAAUUGACGACUAGGGUAGUUGUCUUGAAGUUCCUGAGAGCCAAGGAUCUUUAGUCAAGACAAAUUGACAACUGGAGUAGUUGUCUUGAAGUUCCUGAGAGCCAAGGAUCUUUAGUCAAGACACCUUCAGCUCACCAUCUACUAAUUUACAUCAGCACACUUUGUUUAGUAAUCCUUGGUGCCAAGAACAUAGUCAUUCAGGUUUGUUUAGUAAUUCUGUGGUAAAACUUUGCCAUUUCAUGAUUAUUGCUUUUGUUUCAUUUUCAAGCCUUUGUUCUUGGCACAUAAGGAAACAGUUUACUGUAUUCUUUAGUCACAGCAGCUCAUCUUAAAAAACUAGGUUAAAAAUGGAGCAUGAAGUACAGAAUUUGAUGUUGCUCACAUUGCCUGGGAAUCUAAGGGAACAGGCUUCACAGCUCAUCAGUGUGUCCAAGACCAAUGAAGAGGAGCGCCUGCUGAAACACUCCUACAAGUAUGGCCGGUACCAUUCCCACAGAAGAGAGCACCAUGUCAGUGACUCUGAUGAGAAGGUGAAGAGCCAGGCUAAAAAAGCAGCCAUUCCACUAGCCAUCGCGCAGCUGAUAAUGAAGCUGUGGUCACCCAAGAUGCGGAGACAUGCCGAAAAGCUGAUUCUGCAGAAGGGUGUGGAGGAGGGCUACCUGAAGGAGCACCACUUUAAGUGGGUGCAUGUGCUGGAAGACCAGGAGGAGGAAUGUAACCAGGAAGAGUCCUGGUUCAUUGAUAAUAUUGAUGAUACCAUAAUUAAGUUAGUAUGGGACAUAUUUGACAUGAAGACACACUACUCUCAGGUCACUAGCCACCGCUUGUGGAUUUUGAGGAGCUAUCACCGCCUGAAAGAGUUCAUGCCCAGCCUGCAGGAGGAGAUAAUAGACCGACACGACCUGACCAAGUACGCCUUCAGCCAGGCUGUGGGCUACACACUGAAGUGGGUCCACACCUCAUACCAUGAGAUAUGGAAGACUGCUUGUGACUUCCAUCUGUUCAAUGAGCCACAUCACCCUCAGGCCUGGAGCAAAGUACACACUCCUGAGGAGAAACGCACCAAACUCCUGAAGUGGCUGUCUGGUGCCAGUGACUCCCACACGGGCUGCCCCUAUGGACUGGACAUCACCAACCUUGACCUGAGUACUGAAGACUUUGCCGAACCCUUCCUGCUUGAGAGUUAUAUAGACAUGGUUGGUGUAGAAUGGGAGAGGAAGAAGGGCAUGGAUUUAAACAUUUCAACAAGGAAUCUUGCAUUUAUUGAUGACAAGUUCUUGACCAGAUACACCAAGAAACAGCACAGGAUAAUAAGGAAUUUGAUUGAAAAGAUUACUGCUGCUGAUCAAUCUUGGAACAACUUGGACUUAACGGCAGGGGAGAGCUUUUUGCUGAGCACGGUGCCUGCACACAGGAAAGGCAAGUUUGCUUGCCAGCUUGAAAUGCAGAGGAAAAAUGAAAUGAGUAGAAUGGAGUAUAGGGCUCCUGCAGGAAUCUCAAAAGCAGAAGCUGAACUGCAGAAGCAAGAAGCAAUGAAGAAAGCUCAAAUUAAGUCUUUUUACAUAUUAAUUGCCAAGACUGUUACAGAGCUCUGGGAUCCCAGUUUUAGGAAUCGCGUGGAGAACUUAAUUCUCAAAAAGGCUGUCAUGGAAAAGCAAAUCAAAAGUAACUUUAUAGACUGGAUUUUGGUGUUUGAAAACAAGGAUAGCAGUCAGGCUGAAACAUCUUCCAAGGAAGACUCAGAUGAGCUUCCCAUCAAAGAUGAAGACAUUGUCAAGCUGCUAUGGGACGAGUUCAUGCUGAGUGAGCACUUCACUCAGGUGCAGCAGCACCGCCACUGGAUCAGGCAGAGCUACCAGCACCUGGCACACUUCAUGCCAGAGCUGCCAGAGGAGGUGAUAGAGCGCCACGACCUCAGCAAGCUGGCAUUCUCCCAGAGCAUCGGGUACACCCUCAAGUGGGUGCACAAUAUUAACUUGCCUGUGUGGCGCAAAGCUUGUGACCUCCACCUCAACAAUGAGCCCCACCACCCCCAACUGUGGUGUAACAAGAACACAGUGGAGCACAAGCAGAACUGCCUGGAGAAGUGGCUGGGUGACAGGGAGUCAUACGGUGUGGUGGUGUCCGCUCUGGACCUGAAAUCGGAGAACAUGGCGCGGGUGUUCCUGCUGGAGAGCCUCAUUGACAUGGUGGCCGUGGAGUGGGAGAGAAACAAAGGGCAGAAGCCAGACAUGACAUACACGGAGCUCAUAUACAUGGAGGAAAAGUUUCUGUCCCGCUACACGCCGAGCGACAAGACAUUCAUCAUGGAGCGCAUGAGUGUCAUCAGGGAGGCAGACAAUCCUCAACCAGUGUCUUAGAAGGCUUGAUGUGUUGCAAAAAUUAUAUGUACUCUUCCCUUUUUAACUUACUCCUGUUCAUUUGAUUUCCGUCAUAAGUAUUGGUGUAUAUCCGGAUAUCUUGACUCGUAUACAUUUGAUUUCCGUUACAAGUUUUGGUUUGUAAUCUAAUAUCCUGUGUUUUUGCUCUUCUUUUGUAGAUCCUCCUCUCCACUUUAUUGCAAGAUAUUUUAACAUGACUGGAGAUCUUAUGUCAAUCCUUAACCCAAUUCCCUUCCACAUUCAUUUGAGUGUCUUGCACUUUUUUCACCCUUAAUUUACUUCAUCUGUAGAUUUGAAGUAUAUCCUUUUUUCUUGCCUCACUUCACAUCCUUGCCUCUUGUCACCAAUAACUUCACUUAUUUGCAUGUUAUUUUGAAGAGUUCACACCUAUAUUAGUAUUAAUAAUCUUGUAACUGCCAUAGGAUAGCUAGGACCAUUGUACAUAAGUAUAUUAAUCAUUAUAGUAAUCUGAUGCAAUCUUUGGUAAUGUGGUGCAACAUGUGUAAAUGCUGACCUUGCCUUUUCUUUAAACAGGGGUUGCAGGUGCUUCUCUAUUUCAUAAAACUAACUAGUACUUCGUUGCAUUCAUGAUUGACUCAGUUAAAUAAAUCAAUUAAUAUAAUCUCCAUAGGUAGGAUGCAUUUUAUAUAGGUAUCACUACCAGUGAGAAAUAAAUGUAAUGCACGACACAAUACACCCAGUGGACAUUUCCCCUGUCACAUGACCGACGCCCUUGUGUCAGCAUCUUGGAGGCUGGGCGCGGUGGGUGUCGGCGACGGCCGGAGAAAGAAGAUAAAUGCCGACUGGGAAGUGCAGGGUGUGUCAAGUGUGUGUGCGUCUAACCUGUGUGCUGUGGGAACUUAGUGAUUCUGUGAACUCAGUGACAUUACAUUUUCCCGAGUUUAAAACGCGUUUCCGUAUGUACUUGUAUGUGGCGUGUGGACAGCACUUGUAAGUUUGUACAUAAUGUACUAACUUUUAUAUAUAUAUAUCAAAAACCAAAU
Messenger RNA from Portunus trituberculatus (swimming crab), 3488 nucleotides. RefSeq lists its product as uncharacterized. Lineage: Eukaryota; Metazoa; Arthropoda; Malacostraca; Decapoda; Portunidae. The transcript has a single exon. The record is from RefSeq and is a predicted model, not a curated record. Bases 451 to 2463 code for a protein of 670 amino acids.